Molecule: messenger RNA, 2157 nt
Organism: Beauveria bassiana ARSEF 2860
Lineage: Eukaryota; Fungi; Ascomycota; Sordariomycetes; Hypocreales; Cordycipitaceae
Exons: 2
Coding region: 1-2157 (718 amino acids)
Biological process (GO): regulation of chromosome condensation
Source: RefSeq, a predicted model, not a curated record
AUGCGGCCAGUUCAAAGCGGCCUGGGAACGGCCCUGGGCGCCAACGAUGAUGAUAUAUACGAUGUACCGACGAGCCGCGAAACAACACCAACGUCACCGGCUAAGGGAGCGUCGCAAGAUGGCUCUUGGAAGAGCAAUGAUAUUGGGAAGAAGAGGAAGCGCUCCUCCACGUCAUCGGAUGCUUCCACAAUCAAGCGGCCACAGGCUUCACGGCUUCAGACGAGAUCUGUCCCGAGCCCUGGACCCGCACGGAGAAGACUAUAUUCGUCAUCUAGACCGUUGCCUGCCCACAACGCUCAGCGCGCGACACAGAGUAAAGAUGUUGCACUGUUUCCGGCAGCACCGAUUCAGCCAACUCAUGGUAGCAAGCCUCCCGAAACUACGAUAUCUAAACCGACAGACUUGUCCGACACGAUGAUUCCAGCCCCACGUCGUCAGCGUCUGAUAGACAAAUUGGUCGCGCAAAGAGCUGAGAGCCCAGAGUUCGACCUCGAGUCUGACUCGGGGUCACCUUCUGAUAUUGAAAAGGGUGUAUCACAAGGGCACCUAGCACAUCCUAUAGAUGGGCCGAUCUAUAACUCACAAUCACCACAAAUCCGAUCUGGGGCGGCCAGGACACCUGACCGGCGAUCCGGGCCCGCCAAGAACAGCAAGAUUAAGCUGACUUAUAGUAGUUCGAGGAGCUUUUUGGGUAGCUCCCAGGGUCAGGAUGGCACUGUCAUGCUUGAUGAUGGAGGCAGCGUCUUGCCGACGCAGCGCGAAGAAGACCCUUUUGCGGCGCCCCUGAGCCCGCCUGCUGCCGAAUACGACUUUGCCGAUGACCUGGAUAUUCCAAAAGUUGGGAUACAGAGUGUCCAUGAACUUCGCCGCGCCGGCGCCAACAAUCGGUUUUCGGAUGAGAUGGACGAUUUGUUGUCACGCAUCGGCAAACCGUCCGCAGUUCCCUCCUUGUUAAGGCGCAACGCGCUUUGUGAGCUAGCAAACAAGCUACAACAGAAGGAAUUCGCCAGUCAGUUCCGUGAUCACGCAGCCCGCGAUAAUGUUGUGAAAGCCAUCGGAAGCGAACCAGAUGUGAUUAGCGGGUUUGCUCUGAUUGCUGCUCUCGUUACAUUCUUGUCUUUCAGCCCAGCUCCCCAUUUGCUUCGUCAAUUGACAGCUGAGAAGAUUGGAAAACUUCUGAGUCGCUUGUUCCAAGAACAGCAAGAUGUAAUGGAGAUUGCAGCGCAAAAGCGGCUUAACUUAUCGCGAAGCACCAAAUCUUUGCUCGAAAGUUUGAAAAUUGGAAUCCUUCAAAUGGACAUUUGGCAUGAGGAGAAACUGCCAUCGCUUACUCCUCGCGCACUUGCGUUACAGCUUCUUGUCAUUCUCAGUCGCUCCGCAGAUAUUCAGUGUCUCGAGCAUCUCACCGGUGACAUAGAGCGCGAUAUCGUGGUGAUGGCAUCAAUCUACUCGAAGGAGCGACCUCCACGAAACAUCGACUAUGUUUUAAUAAUACUGGCUUUAGAAGCGCAGUCCAACUUAAUUGGCUUGGAAAGUCAGAGAUACGCCACUGCUAUCAAGGGAUGUUUUCAGGCGACUCUCGAUACCUGGCUACUGCAGGACGAUUCCUUGAAUAAUACGACGCUCAAAUUGGCAAUCAACGUAACCAACAGCGAGAUUGGGGCGUCUGUAUUCGAUGAUUGCUUAUUGCUGUCGAAAUUGGUCGCCUUGAUAUCAGAAAGCUUAUCCCAGAUCCAAAGCACUCUGCAGAGGAGUGGCUUUCAAAGCAACUUGUACGAUGAAUUGCUUUUGUUACUGGGUAUUCUCAUCAACAUUCUUGAGCAUUGCCCGCAGGCACGGGCCUCAGUAGAUGGGGACUCCCUUGACAUGGCUACAGCUCUUUGGCUAGGCAAUAUGUCUUUCGUCAACGAUGCGGACUCUGUCAGCAAGUCCAAGAUAGGCGUUGCAUUCGGUUACCUGGCUAUUGUAUUAGGUUAUUUAUAUCUAACUGCCUCCGGGCGCUUUCGAAUGCGGAAACGUCGAGAUUGGCCCGGAACAGCCCAUUUGGUGAAUUUUAUCGAGGAAUUUCUCCGUAUUUCCAAGACGAUCGGAAAUAGAACCAAUGAGCUAGAGACACUCGUCAGUGAUCUCCGUCUGCAGCAGGCCUCUGGAGGAUAA